Mugil cephalus (flathead mullet) is the source of this 1236-nucleotide messenger RNA. RefSeq names its product mitochondrial ribosomal protein L3 (gene mrpl3). The record is from RefSeq and is a predicted model, not a curated record. Gene Ontology annotation, cellular component: ribosome; mitochondrial large ribosomal subunit. Gene Ontology annotation, molecular function: structural constituent of ribosome. NCBI's taxonomy places the organism in Eukaryota, Metazoa, Chordata, Actinopteri, Mugiliformes, Mugilidae. The coding region runs from base 146 to 1171 and encodes 341 amino acids. Gene Ontology annotation, biological process: translation. The transcript is spliced from 10 exons.
GGUCACGUACCGGAAGUGCCCAGGGUGACAUUUACAGCAGGGCAAGAAAGAAGGCAUGCGUUUGCUCAUGCAGACCGACGCUGCGCUCUCCUAGUUUACGUGUAGUCUUUUUGUAUAUGUAUAAGCCUGUAUAUUAAAGAGCGCAAUGGCAGUGUGGGGUUGUCGGUUUCUUCUCCAGCGGGGAGCUCGUCUCAUUUCUCUUCGAGCGGCAGCUGAAAGCCCUCCUCAGUUGGCGGGUUGUGUCAGGACAGUGAAGACCACAACAUGGUUUGAGGAACAUCUCACAGAGGACAACCAGGAGUACAUGAGGAAGAGCAUGGCAGAGGAAUACAGAAGACAGACGGCUGAGAAGCUCAACCCACUCAAAGACGAGCCAUGGCAGAGACAUGAGUGGACAGAGGGAAGUAAACGAGUUGGACUAGUCGCCGUCAAGUUGGGGAUGGCUCCGAUCUGGACUAAAACAGGAGAAAGACACGCAGUCACCAUGUUGCAGGUCCAGGACUGCCACGUAAUUAAGCACCUGUCCAGAGAAGAAUAUGAUGGACGCAGCGCCGCUCUCAUUGUGGGGGGGAAAAACGGAUCACCAUUCCAUAGGACUGAGGAGUCAAUGGAGGAUUUCAGGAACGCGGGAGUGCCCCCAAAACAGAAGCUGAGCGUCUUUAGAGUGUCCGACAACGCCAUCAUCAAGCCAGGCACUCCUCUGUACGCAGCGCAUUUCCGUCCAGGCCAAUAUGUGGACGUCACAUCCAAAUCCAUUGGUAAAGGGUUUCAAGGUGUCAUGAAGAGAUGGGGGUUCAAAGGUCAGCCAGCAAGUCACGGACAGACCAAAACUCACCGCAGGCCGGGAGCUUCUGGACCAGGAGGGGACCCAGCCAAAGUUUUCAAAGGGAAGAAGAUGCCCGGCCGAAUGGGCAACGUCUACGUCACAGCUUACGGACUUAAGAUAUGGAGGGUCAAUACCAAGUAUAAUGUGCUGUAUGUUCACGGCUCCGUCCCCGGGCACAGGAACUGCGUACUCAAGAUAAGAGACACCGUGCUGCCAACCAGGAGCUCCACCUUGCUCAACCCUCCGUUCCCCACCUACUUCACCGAAGAAGAGGCCGACCUGGAUGAAGACCUGUACGAUGACGACCUGUUCGUUCACACAGAGCCGUCGUUAACACUGACCUAAUGUUUUCGCCGAACCCCCGCUGACCGUAUCUGUAUCUGUAUCCCGCAAUAAAAAAUGGUUGUUUA